UUUCUCACUCAGGUGAUCUGCCAGCCCUGGCCUCCCAAAGUGCUGGGAAUUACAGAUGUGAGCCACCAGGCCAAUAACUUUGAUGUUACCUCUUAAGACUCUGCAGCCAGAACCACUUAUGAUUUUUGAUGUUUCAGGAAAUUACCCUCUUUCACAGCAGGUAAUGUCUCUCAUCUUUGGAGAUCCUUCUCAGCAAGAGCUGGAGGGCUGCACAUCUAUCCCCAAGGACAUCACACUCAGCUGUUAGUCUCUGUUCUCCCUCUUGCCUGGUGGCCAGCAUCACCUCUUGCAUGGGGGCGGGACAACCUCAAGAACUCAGUCCCUUCCUUUUUAAGCUUUACAUCUAUGGCUCAUGCCUUCCCAGGGGAGUGGGGAUGAGAGUAAAUUACUUUCAAAGACUGUCUUCUGCCAUUGAUAUCAGGUCACAGCCACAUGAAGUAGAGAGCAUCAACAGGAGUGGGGUGCUGUCAACAAGCUGCUGCUAGGAAGGCCAGCUGUGGAGAACUGGGCAGAGACCCGGUUACCUUCAGCCUCUUCUAUAAACACCCACUGUCAAAGCUCUGGUGACCCAAUAUUUCUUGAUGUUCUCUACGGACUCGAAGCGUAUGGUUACGUCGGUUGUGCACAACAGCUCUACCAACAGGGCACAAUUCACAAUUUCAGGGCAGCAAACACUAGAUUUACGGCAGUUUUCCAGAAGGUGGCAGUAAAGUGCCUUGAGGAAGGGAACAUGGCACGUGAGCUAGCACAGCCCUGGCUUUCUGAAGGCACUGUGCCCUGCACCUUUGAAGGUGCUGUUCUUGUGAUCUGGGAUGCCCUACUCACUUUGUCUGGUCGACCUGAUCCCUCACCUUUCAUGGUCCAGCAAAGGCACCACCUCCUUGGGAUGUUCCCUGAGCCCCAGUGCCCUUGGUAUAUACCUCCAUUUUGUCACUUCACAGAGGCCAUUGUCUGUCUCCUCUACCUGGCUGAACCAUCCUAUUCACCUUUCAAUCUUUCCCCAUGCCUAGCAAAACACUUGGGAUUUGCUCCCUAAAAAUCUGUUGAAGAAAGAAUACUGAACCUAUGAGAAUAUGUGAACCUGUUAAGAAACUUACCAAAACCUGAGCUUUGAGAAACCAUCAUCAGCAUCAGCUGUCUCUGGGUGUGCCGCGGGCCUCUUAGCCUUUGAGAUAUUUCAUCAGGCUGGCCCACAGGAACUACAUGCCUAGGUAGAGCCAUUGCCCAAGCCCCGGAUCCCCUUUACCAGAUUGUUUGGCUCAUACUGGGUGGUGCUAAGGGACAGUAUCAGGAACAGCCACGGAAUAUCUCUGCUGUGUUCACGCAUGGAGGGCAAGAAGGGGGUUAAUACAUCUCACAGGUCUGCUUCCUGAGGACCACGAAAAAAAGUUCUAUGAUCUUUAAGACAGGAACACUUUUGCUUUUUUUAAGUAUGGUGUUUUUUGACUACCUAUCUCUCCCUCUUUAUUGGCUACUGAGAAGCUUAGACACAAAUUUGUGGUCCAUAUCCUAUGAUGUGCAUUGUUGUGUAUUAACUUUCCCCCGUCUUCUCCAGCAUAUGACCCAUCUGUUCUACAUAUUUUUGUAUUGUGGUGAGCCCUAUUGGGAAUGAAGCAGGUGGUAACACCUGCCACAGGCACACAGCUAUUACACGCAGCUGGGUCUGGAAUCCAGGUGCUCUGACUUCGUCAGGCAGAUGCUAAAACCAAGUGGGAAGGAAAUGCAUGCUCCUGGUCAGCCACUGAGGUUUACCAUGGAUAAGGUAGUGCUACACACCAGAAUCUUUGAUCUCAGGCCAGAGGGGGCCUUGGAAUCCAGGAAAGGCUGGGGUGAACAGAGCAUUUAGGAAUAACAAACUUCUGGGUCACUAGGCCAGGGAUUCCAGGCAGGCCUCAUACAUCUCUUUACAUAACCCUGGUGCCUCUGUAGUGGCCAGCACACAGUGGGUGGGUGACAAACAUCUGCUGCUGAGCUUCACUUGAGUCUGACUAUUCCCAGGGCUGGGGUGUCCCACCCAUUGUCCAAUCCUUCACUAGAAAGUAAGGUCUGAAAGUAAGGAUCACGUGUCCUACAGAGGACAUGACUGGAGCGGACAGGACAAAAAUAAUAACCAUUGCCUACAAGGUGAAGUUAGGGCCAACCACAUCGUUUCCAGACCCAAUUGGGCGCUGAGAAAAUAGUCUCAACUUUAAUCAUAGGACACAACGGGUAUUUGGUCCCUGGAGGGAGGGCCCCAGGAGAGUGUAGCGUUAGGUAGUGGAUGCCGGAAGCCCAGUCUGUCACAAGCCACCGUCUAGGCGGAUUGGCCUAGCAGUGGCCCGCUGGGUCCUCAGGAGCUCGACAUCACCAGCCCUCUCGUCUCUUGCCCGCAGCUCUGUUGAAGAUGCACUGGACACCGGAACACGCCCAGCCCCUCAACCAGUGGCCAGAGCAACACCUGGACGUCUCCUCCACCACCCCGUCGCCCGCCCACAAAUUGGAGUUGCCCCCUGGCGGUCGCCAACGCUGCCACUACGCUUGGGCACACGACGACAUAUCCGCCCUCACUGCCUCCAACCUCCUAAAGCGCUACGCAGAGAAGUACUCGGGGGUCCUGGACUCUCCCUACGAGCGUCCCGCCCUGGGCGGCUACAGCGACGCCGCCUUCCUCAACGGCGCCAAAGGGGAACCCGAGCCCUGGUCAGGGCCGGAGCCACCCUACCCCUUGGCCUCACUCCACGAGGGCCUCCCAGGAACCAAGUCGGGAGGUGGGGGCGGUUCCGGGGCCCUGGGGAGCUCCCCAGUUUUAGCCGGGAACCUCCCUGAACCCCUCUACGCCGGCAAUGCGUGCGGGGGCCCGUCGGCGGCGCCCGAGUACGCGCCGGGCUACGGCGGGGGGUACCUGGCGCCGGGCUACUGCGCCCAGACCGGCGCCGCGCUGCCCGCGCCGCCGCCUGCCGCGCUCCUGCAGCCCCCGCCGCCGCCCGGGUACGGGCCCUCAGCGCCGCUGUACAACUACCCCGCUGGGGGCUAUGCGGUGCAGCCCGGCUACGGCGCGCUCCCGCCGCCCCCGGGGCCGCCCCCGGCCCCCUACCUGACCCCAGGCCUGCCCGCGCCCACGCCCCUGCCCGCACCCGCGCCGCCCGCCGCCUAUGGCUUCCCCACGGCCGCGUCGGGCGCCGAGGCCGGACUGUCGCUGAAGCGCAAGGCCGCGGACGAGGGCUCCGAGGGCCGCUACCGCAAGUACGUGUACGAGCCAGCCAAGGCCCCGGCGGCCGACGGCGCCUCCUACUCAGCCGCCGACAACGGCGAGUGUCGGGGCAACGGGUUCCGGGCCAAGCCGCCGGGAGCCGCGGAGGAGGCGUCGGGCAAGUACGGUGGCGGCGUCCCCCUCAAGGUCCUGGGCUCCGCCGUGUACGGCCCGCAACUCGAAUCCUUUGAAAAGUUCCCGGAGCGGGCCCCGGCUCCCCGUGGGGGCUUUGCCGUGCCGUCGGGGGAGCCUCCCAAAGGCGUGGACCCUGGGGCCCUGGAGCUGGUGACGAGCAAGAUGGUGGACUGCGGGCCCCCAGUGCAGUGGGCGGAUGUGGCGGGCCAGAGCGCGCUCAAGGCGGCGCUGGAGGAGGAGCUGGUGUGGCCCCUGCUCAGGCCGCCCGCCUACCCGGGCAGCCUGCGCCCGCCGCGGACGGUCCUGCUCUUUGGGCCGCGGGGCGCGGGCAAAGCGCUGCUGGGCCGCUGCCUCGCCACGCAACUGGGCGCCACGCUGCUGCGCCUGCGCGGUGCGACCCUGGCUGCGCCCGGCUCCGCCGAGGGCGCGCGCCUCCUCCAGGCCGCCUUUGCGGCCGCACGCUGCCGCCCGCCCUCAGUGCUCCUUAUCAGCGAGCUAGACGCGCUGCUCCCCUCCCGGGACGACGGCGCGGCGGCAGGGGGCGCGCUGCAGGUGCCGCUCCUGGCCUGCCUGGAUGGCGGCUGCGGCGCGGGGGCUGAAGGCGUGUUGGUCGUAGGCACCACCUGGCGGCCCGCGGCUCUGGACGAGGCGACCCGCCGGCGCUUCGCUCUCCGCUUCUACGUGGCGCUGCCCGACAGCCCUGCCCGCGGGCAGAUCCUGCAGCGGGCGCUGGCCCAGCAGGGCUGCGCGCUCAGUGAGCGGGAGCUGGCAGCGCUGGUGCAGGGCACGCAGGGCUUCUCUGGUGGCGAGCUGGAGCAGCUGUGCCAGCAGGCCGCGGCCGGGGCGGGCGUCCCGGGGCUGCAGCGCCCCCUCUCCUACAAGGACCUGGAGGCGGCGCUGUCCAAGGUGGGCCCUAGGACCUCCGCCAAGGAACUGGACACGUUCGUGGAAUGGGACAAAAUGUAUGGCUCCGGACACUGACGGCGCGCGGGAAGGCCGCGGGAGCCGCUGCUCCUCCGUCCCCGCCGCCUCGGCGUGGGAGGGUUGUCACUGACUAAACCUGGCUGGCAGGGGCCGGAAUGGUGAAUGUGGGGUGGGGGACAGGAGGGCUCUGCCGGCGGAUUUUUUUUUUUUUUUUUUUUUUUUUUUUUGUGGGAAGGAAAUGCUUCUGCCAGGCAGAUAGAUGCCAUAUGCGCCGUGUACUCAGGUUUUUCCUAUUUAUUGUGGACUGGAAGCUCGCCAUCUCCGCCCGCAGACCGGGCAGAUCCGGCAUGGGCUGGUACCCGGGGCCUUAGGAACUCCUGCUCUCUUGCCACAACGCUUUUGUCUCCUCGCUAUCUGAAUGGCACCCUCCUUCUCCCUCAUUCUCUCCACCCCUUUCUCUGCAUUCUCUUGGUUUUCUCUCCUUUGCUUUGUCACUUACACCCCUGCCCCCCAUGCUGGCCCUGUUUCUCUCCUGCCCCUCCCUCCCUCUCUCCCUCCCUCCCCAGCUCUCCGUCCCUCACCUUCUGUACUUCAUUCUCCAUCCCUGGCUCUCCAGCAUCCCCGGGCCUCUUGGUCCCUGAGCUUUAAUGCCUCUUUCUGCCUUCUGUUCUCAUUUGGACUCCAGUGGCCCUUUGCAGGAGCUCUGGAGGCCCAGGGGCUGAGGAGGAGGGGAGGAGGGUUACCUCUUACCCAUCUGAAACCUAGGGUCUAGGGAUCAAGGAAAAAAUUCCCCAAAGAAGGGAAGUUUUUUGUUUUUGAGGAGAGAUCCCAGAAAUGUAGCUUGUUUCAUAUUUUAGGCUUUUUAUUUUUGUAAGAUGUGUAGAAUUUGCUGUUUUUAUUUUGACAACUCAGGAAGAAACUGACCUCAGAAAGAAUGUUAGACUUUGGCUGCUCUCCUGUGUGCCCCCUACUCCUGCCCUCGCCCCCCCCACUCCAUUCAGGGGAGCAAAUUCUCCCAGACACUCAAAAAAAUGGGACUUAUGGGGAAGGGGAGAGGAAGACCAGAGGCCUCAGUGAAACCCUAGCUAUUCCUGGGCAGAAGCAGAAUGUAUUCCUAAGGGCUUCCUCCCCAGGGCCAAGGCCUAGGCAUGAGUGUGGGGAGUGGGCUGUGGGGUUUGAGAGAGGGGAGGCCUUAUUUCCCUCCUGCUGCUCCCCGCCCCCUCCCCCACUCCCAUCCCUCCGCUGAGUGUUUUCUGUGAAGGGCUAUCCAGAGUUACGAUGCCUUUGCCCAGGUACUUCCUGAGACCCAGAAAGUAGGCUGGGAGGGCCCAAAUGUGAGGGUGACCUAAGCAGAAAGUCUCCAGAGAGGUCACAUCACCUGGCCCCGCCUUGGCAGAGGUCCCCAAUGACUUAUGCUAGGAGAAUUCCAUCUGGGAAAACAGCCUGGCCACAAAAUCAGCUACUGGACCUCAGCCGCCUCUGCGGGAGGCUCUGAGGAGGAAUGAGCAUCCCUUACUGAGGGGGCUCUGUGAGGAAACAUGCCUCCCUCAUUCCCCUGGAGUCCUAGGUCUGGACCUCCAGAGCUGGGAGAGGGGAGGGAGAUGGACAGGGCGUUUCCUUUGAUCUGGGGGGUUUAGUCUCAGUCCUGCCUGAACUUUCCACCAGGCUUGGAGCCCUUCUCUCUGAGAACCACAUUCCUCUCCUUCCCACCAAUUUUCCCUUAGAGAGGCUUCAGCAGUUUGCUCCCCAACCCACCCCAGCCCAUUUCACAACUCUGAUCUUUGGUACAAAGUGGGGGACAUGCCCUCCCCACCUCUUUUUUUCUCUCCCACCUCAGCCUCCCUUCCAGUUCCCUGCCUGCCCGUACAUUUCCUACAGAGGCUACUGCCUCCCCUCCUGGCUGGGAGGGUGUCUGUGGGUGACGUUUCAGGGACCCUGGCACCCAGGGCCUGUGCUGGCUCUGUUUUCCCCACUUCCCUUCCCCCUCUCUUUGGAGCCAGCUGGCUGCAGGGCGUGCCUCAGAAGCAGUGGGCUGCAGGAUCACAGCUGCAGGCUGCAAAAGACCCUCGGAGGGAGCAUGGAGUGAGGGGUUCUCUCUCAGGUGUGUAUGUUUGGGGGGGUGGGGGUGGAGGGUGUCAGGGAAGUUGGGGAGGGGAUCCCAGCCUUCCCUUCAAGAGGCAGGUAGCUCUGGGAGGUGGAGUCCCCACCGCUUCCUCUACUAGGCUCCUCCUGUUCCCCAGGCUUGGGGAUCUUUGCACAAGGACACCCCCCCCAGCCUAGUGGCACCUACCUCAUGGGCACUGGGGCAGGUAGGGGAAGGGCUGGUCCAGUUCUGGCAAUGUUGGGGGGGCAUACCAAAGAAUCCAGGGACAGGAAGUGGGGAGGGCAACUUCCAAGUUGGCCCCUCCCCCUUCUUCUACCCAGACUGGGGCUGGGAUCCUCUCCUCCCACUGUAACCAUUUCUACCUCAUUUUGCUGCGUGUUGUACAUGGACAUAUUUAUCUCCUGUCUGACGAUGCUCUGCAGUUGUGGUCUGUCUACCUCAGAAGAGACUGUAUUUUAAAAAAAGUAUUACACAGUAUUAAAGCGAUGACAUGUGGUUUGCA
This is a messenger RNA of Sapajus apella (tufted capuchin), 6894 nucleotides long. RefSeq names its product fidgetin like 2 (gene FIGNL2). The coding region runs from base 2384 to 4345 and encodes 653 amino acids. Gene Ontology annotation, molecular function: ATP binding; ATP hydrolysis activity; microtubule severing ATPase activity. The transcript has a single exon. The record is from RefSeq and is a predicted model, not a curated record. Lineage: Eukaryota; Metazoa; Chordata; Mammalia; Primates; Cebidae.